Molecule: messenger RNA, 1620 nt
Organism: Xiphias gladius (swordfish)
Lineage: Eukaryota; Metazoa; Chordata; Actinopteri; Istiophoriformes; Xiphiidae
Exons: 8
Coding region: 538-1620 (360 amino acids)
Biological process (GO): transcription by RNA polymerase III
Cellular component (GO): RNA polymerase III complex
Molecular function (GO): DNA binding
Source: RefSeq, a predicted model, not a curated record
CACGACAAAACACUGCCCUCUUGCGGUUUCACCUGUGAAGUACCCUUUUAAGAACAAUAGCACCGCAGUACGGAAGGAAAUUACGUCUAUUUAAACCGACCAAAUACAACAGGUGGCAAAACAGAACUGCUGGAAUAAAGAGACUGGUUGAAUAUUUUUAACGUUUUUACUCAAAACUGUAUGUUUUAUACAGCUAUCGCCCGGGAAAUCCGCUGUGUUAUGACCAAGAAGAUGCGUCUAAGAUGAAGCGUUAUUUGUGCGCAGCCAUCAGGAAGAAUACUACGCAAUGCAGCGACCGAGUAUAACUACCGGAUAUUUUUGCUGGACAGAGACAGAAGGAAAGAAUCAAAUUAACUCUCUCAGCUGAGAGAACCCGGAUUUGUAACGCCAUUACUUUCAAAUGAAAAGCGUAGAGUAUGUCCUAAACUAUAAGGUAAUUGAUUAGCCUGUGUACACAAAAACGGGGUAUUUUGUUAUGGGAAUCGCCUUACAGGCGCUAAAAAGUAAAAUAUUACAAGGAGGACCUGAUAUCUCAAAAUGACCGACUCGCGGGAUGCAGCGAGUGUUCCCGGCCCCUCCGGCCUCUGCAGUGGGGCCGGGCUAAGUUUCAUCGCGGGCAGAGGACGCCACAGCACGGUCAUGAGUCUGUCCUCCCCAACUCCACCGGGAAGGCUGACAUCCCUCAGAACCAGGGACUUGACACUGGGGGGAUCCUUCAAAAAACCAAAGAAGACCUUUGAGCCAAAUGUCCACGCUGUGAGGAAAAGCAAAGAUGAGUUAAAGGAAAGGAUAAAUUUGACUCCAAAAAUUGAGAAAAGAGAGAGAGUUGAGAGGAAAGGAGUGAGGGAAAACAGAGGGAAGAGGAGAGAGAGGCCUCAGACCAUCCAGUCUCACUCUAUCUUUGAACAGGGUCCCGCUGACACUCUAUUCAAAACAGGCUGGCGUGGUGCAACACACCUGCGUGACUCCACCACCUCUCCUGUGUGUAAACUGGUGAAGAAAGAAAGGAAACAUUCAGAGGAGGAUGAAGAUGAGAUACUCUGUAAACUACAGAGGGAUGAUUUCAUAGAUGAUCCAGAUCUGAAGAAUGAUGCCAAGCUGAAGCCCAUCCAGCUGCCUCUGUAUCAGUCCAGCAGCUUCGUCAAGAGCCAAACACAGGUGUCCACAACAGGUCCAAAGAACCCUCCUCUGUUCGGACCCCUGGUCCGUGAAGUUCAGGGCAGAGUAGGCCACAGCAGGACAGAGUUGCCCAAACCAGAGCAGCCCUCUCUAGUAGACCUGCUGCGGGAUCUUAGCCUAACUGGCAGAGAGCAGCUCUUCUUCAUACAGUUACCUGACUGUAUGCCGGGCAGAGCGUCUGGACAGAAUGUGGACCCUGCUGUCGGAUCUGCAACAGAGAAAUCUGCCAAGAAGGAAGGCAAGCCUGAAGACAAGAGGUCUGCACAUCUACAAGCACAACAGGCUGUGACGAAGGAGGGCUGUCCUGUGCUUUCACAAUUCCCAGAAGGAUUUCUGGGUAAACUGCAAAUCAGGAAGUCAGGAAAGGUGGAGCUGAAGCUGGGUGACAUCGUCAUCGACGUCUCUGAGGGAGCUGCAUUCUCCUUCCUGCAGGUACUGUAA